This is a messenger RNA of Ochlerotatus camptorhynchus, 4963 nucleotides long. RefSeq names its product breast cancer anti-estrogen resistance protein 3 homolog. The record is from RefSeq and is a predicted model, not a curated record. NCBI's taxonomy places the organism in Eukaryota, Metazoa, Arthropoda, Insecta, Diptera, Culicidae. Gene Ontology annotation, biological process: small GTPase-mediated signal transduction; positive regulation of peptidyl-serine phosphorylation. Gene Ontology annotation, molecular function: phosphotyrosine residue binding; guanyl-nucleotide exchange factor activity. The transcript is spliced from 14 exons. The coding region runs from base 432 to 3233 and encodes 933 amino acids.
UCCGAUACGAAUUAACACGUCGUCAAUAUAAAUAUGUUUCACGGUGACGAGAGUGUGACAAUAUCUAAGCGACGCGUGCGGGCACAGUUCGGCUUUCGCGGAAGUCUGUGAAGAUCGGCGGCUACCGACGAUGAUGUCUAGCGCGGCAAUUUGCUUUCAACGAGUGUGUGUGUGUGUUCUAGAUUUCCAUGAAUAAAACAAACGUAGUGAACAGAGAAGAUUAUCCGAGAAACAAGAAGUUCUUAUCGCGUGUGGCCAGUGAGUGGAGCGUUAAUUUGAAUGCUGGGAAAAUAUACGUCAGGUUUCAGGUGUGUAACAAGUGGUGUUCGAACGGAGUUCAUGUACAUCGACAUAAUGAUCGAGUAACGCCCGAUUGAAGGUGAUUGUGUGAAUUCCUGAGCGGCAAAAAAAAUUACGAUCAGUUCAGCAACAUGGGUAAAACUACGAGCAAAUUAGAUAAACGGCGAUCGCAAAGUAUAUCCUGGAGUCAUAAGUUUGGAUCGCUGAAUCGAAGGAGGAAACAUGCACCCAUGGUCAUCACUUCCUGUCCUCAUAUGGAGGUUUUGGAAUGGCUGAAGAGAAUGGACCUGGAAGAGUAUCAUGUAAAAUUCAAGCACUUCAACGGAGUGGAAGACUUCCUGUACUACAGCGAGGCGGAAAUCAAGAAGCUCGGAAUACGGAACAAUGCUCACCGGGCGCGGAUGGUCAGCAGUUUGGUGGCACUGCGGGAGAAACCAUCAACAGCAAGCCUCAACCGGGCUGAUACGUUACAGCAGAGGACAAUGCGACACAGCGUGGCAAUGGAACCAAACAAAACUUCUGCCGUGGUGAAACAGGAAUCCAUCAGCUAUGAGUGUCUGACGGCCAGCAACGCGAAGCAAAGCAAGAGUCUGGGCGAUCUACUAGAUAUGGAAUCACCCGACGGCGGUGGCGGCAAUGAAGCAGUCGCACUGAAAAAAGCCCUCGAAUGGGAACUGUCGCUGGAUUCGAGAGAUUUACGAUCGCACGCCUGGUACCACGGACCGAUUCCCCGGCAGCGAGCCGAGGAGAUUGUUCAACGGGAUGGGGACUUCCUGGUGCGAGACUGCGUCUCCCAGCCGGGAAACUACGUGCUGACCUGCAAAACCAAGGGACCGACGCUACAUUUUGUUAUCAAUAAGCUGCUGAUUCAGCCCGAAACCGUAUACGAGAGAGUACAAUAUCAGUUCGAAGACGACGCCUAUGACACAGUUCCUGAUUUGAUAACAUUCUACGUAGGCUCAGGGAAAGUCAUCUCUGCCGCCUCGGGAGCACGGAUUCAGUUCCCCUGCAACAGGCUCUACCCGCUGUCGUUCUACGCUUCCAAGUAUGGCCAUGGUGUGGGUGGCAUUCGUGGGCCAAGCCCACUCAACUCACCCUCACCGGUACCGUCGUCUCCUGGGUUCAGGUAUAAUCCAUACACUCAGCAAACGAACACAUAUCGAAGUCCGAUGUCUUCGCCUCCAAGGACAAAGCGUGAAACGCCCCCUCGUCUCCCUUCGAAGAAGCAACGUUCGCAAUCUCUAACCCCCCUUCAAGGAGCUCCGACGGCUCAACAGCGGUACUGCAGCGCUGAUGGUGUGAUACAAUCCAAUGGAUCCGAUAGUAGCAGAACGCUUUCGAAACCUUCAAGGUUGACUGGUUCAACCGAGAAGUGUAACAGUGCAGAUGGAGUCAUCCAUAAUAACGAUUUGGCACGGUCAACGGACGAGAAAUGCUCCAGCGCCGAUGGAGUCGUCAAAUCGCAAACAUUGACUCGAUCGGGACCCAGUUCGCAAUCUCUUCCACGAUCAAACAGUCUAAGGUCUUCCCACGGAAUUCUUGGCUCGCGAACGUCUAGCAUCAAUAAAGAACCGAGUGAACACUCGUUGAGUCCUUGCCUGGAGCAGAAACAUUUCGCCGAAGAUGAAGAGGAAUCGCAACAACCUCCUAGUCCACCACCGAAGCCAGGACGGGGAGUUCACAGGAACGAUUCUAUGAAGGAAGUCGAUCCACAUGGACCGAUCCAUCGAAUGGGAUCGUACCACCCAAGUGGAUCGGACUCCGGGAAUGGCUCGGGAGAUUCUGCACAGAGUUCCGCUGCCGGAGAGGAGAUCGUCGUGCAACAUCGAGGUGGAGUGAUACUGAAAAAUCCUCGCUUCAUUCCGACCUCGAUGUCAUCGAUCACGCUAAGAUCGUAUGUCGACUUCGAUCCACUGGCAGCGGAAGAAGCCCUGUUCUCGAUGAACAUUCCAACGUUCGAGCAGGUCUCGCGUUACGAUCUCGAAAACUUCAACACACUUUUGCUUCCGUUCUGUGAAUACAAACCGUUGGAUAGCGGCACGCUCAAUACGUUCCGGAUGAUGUUGAGCGAAACGAGCUCCAGGGUGAUUGCGGCGCACUUGACACGGGUGGAUAUUAGCUUAAUAUUAGAAAAAGACGAAGAGAAAAAAGACAACCUUCUGAAUUGUACCGGUUUGGAGUUGAUCACCUUAGAAAAUGGCCGCCAGUUCCGCUUGGAUCUUAUCGAACGUACCGAAUGUAUGAAACUGCUGGUAGCCGUUACAAUUUUAACCUGCCAGGACGAUCUAGAACGGGCCGAAACCUUGAACAAGUGGAUCCAGAUCGCGGUGGAAACCAAAACUGCCCUCGGAAAUCUGUUUGGAUUCUGUGCCAUCAUGCUCGGACUAUCGAUGCCACAGAUCCAAAAGCUGGAAACCACAUGGCACACAUUGCGCCAAAAGUACACCGACAGUGCAUUUAAUUUCGAAGCUAAACUACGACCUACGCUAAACAGCAUGAACGACUGCUCGAAUCCGCAGGCACCGAACACGACGAUACCCCACAUACUGCCAUACAUACUGGUUAAGGAUCGCACAAUCAACGAUGUCCUAGUAGACCCAUCGCAGACGCAGAGUUCCACGCUGGUGACGAGUUGCGUAACGCCGUGGGAAACCACUACUCAGGAUUUCGGCUUCUCGGUACUAUUUGCUCACCUGGACGCGGCCAGGAGUUUUGUGAACAAUCUAUCGCUCUAUCGGAAAAAUGCACACAGCAUCAUGCAGGACACCAGUCGGCUCGAUACGCUGCUGGAGGAUGCUUUCCGCACCGAAUUCCAGGUAAAGUUCCUCUGGGGCAGCAAGGGCUGCUUCGUGCCGGCCGAAGAUCGCCACGCCAAGUUCGAACACGUGCUCACGGUGAUGGCGGAAAAAUUCUGUGGCGAUGCCGCAGGAUAAAUCAACACCACACGAACACUUAGUAACAUUUCUGCACGUCAUGCAUUUUUCUCUCAUCUCUUCAAUCAAACUAUUCACUACUAAUCUCUACUCAUCUAAUCAGGCAUUUGAAACGAAAAAAAAACAAAAAACAACAACUCACUUGAUAGAGACAGACUAAAUUUUUACGCAACACUUUUAGCUCAAAUAUUGAAAGACCUACGAAAUAUAAGACGAAAAAAUCAAACGAAACAAUAAAAUUCAAAAUAUAGAAAGAAUCGUACGCAAAACGGAAUUUUUGGGAAGAGCAUAUUAAGCAAAGUUUUUCUUUUGGAAGUUGUUUAAAAGCUAGUCGUUUAAAGGGUGGAUUUAUCGAAAAAAAAACAAAUCUGAAAUAGGAAACAUUUCAGCCAAAUAUAUAAAAUGUUUUGAUACAACUUAAUCAGAUCUAGUCAAGACGGAGUCGAAGUACUUACUGUAAUAAUUCGUUUGUUAUGUACUGGAAAGAAUGAUCGUGGGUAAUUAUUAUUUGCAAUAAUUUAGCAGACAGGCAGUCAUUUGAAAUAUUGAGGUAUGAGAGAACAUUUUUAUAGCAAUUAUACAAAUCGUACAGCAGAUAAGAAGCAAUGUCAUAUAACCUCAAUGUUUGUUUCCAGGAAUGAUGUUUUCCUCUUUGAUUUGCGAAAUGAACCACUGAUGAAAUAGACUGAUGAUUUAGUGUUGAAUUGUUCAGUUUAGCACUUUCCCAAGCAAUACCCUCUAAUAUCGGCACCAAGCCAAUUGACUUCGGUUUGUUGAACUACUCAGAAAAUUUUCUAACUGCUAAUAACCUCCACCAACAUUUUUAAUACCCUUUUCCUGACCUGUAACCGAAGUAUUGUAGUGCUACGUAGAACCAUUGAUCACACACAUACACACUCACACACAAAAGCAUAACUAUCUACACGCAGAAAAUGAAACAUAUGUAAGAAUAGAACCAUAAAUACAAGUAGUUAAUCUUGAGCACUUUUUCUGAAAGUAAAGGAACUGUAUGAUAAUAACGAUUAGAGAUUUGUACUUACGGAAGAAAUUUAUACCCGUACAACAGACGAAUACACACUUAAUCUCAUUCAUAUGUUGGACUAAUACCAAAAUAGUCACCUGUAUUGUUAGAAUUUAAUGAAGUGAUUUCUUUUUUUUUUUUCAUCUGACAGACAACAUUUUCCGUUGAAUGAGCCUGAUUUUAAAAAUACCAGAAUACUUCAUGUACCCGAACCGAAAAAACAAAAAAAAAACAAAAUACCAAUAAAAGUGACAAACACCUAACUAAUCAGUACACUUAUGUAGAAGAUUUAAAAGUUGUAUAUUGUAUCAAUCUGAUCGAAACACAUUUAUUUACCAAAACAAAUGCUACUCUGAAUCACCACAAUAAAUUACGUGUAUUUCGGGAUUUGGGGCUUGCCAAACGAAACACAACACUAAUAAAGAAAAUAAUUCAAAACUGAUGGACUUUGAGCGGGUGAAAAACUGGUAAAGGAAAAGUAUUACGUAACGGGGAAGAAAAAAAACGGUAUGCUACAACUCAGCGGAUCCAAUGGAAACGCUGCAUUUGUAAAUAGUUUACGGGACAUUUCAAAAACGAUAAAUUUGGAAACAAUGUGCAGAUAAGACGAAGGUCACAUAUGUACUACUACCAACUACUGACAAUGCGCAUAUGAAAGGUAUGAUAUUUAAACGCAGGAAAUGAUAAAUAAUACAUUAUUUAAAUAAAA